This is a messenger RNA of Salvia miltiorrhiza (redroot sage), 985 nucleotides long. RefSeq lists its product as uncharacterized. Gene Ontology annotation, biological process: mRNA splicing, via spliceosome. Gene Ontology annotation, cellular component: U12-type spliceosomal complex; U2-type spliceosomal complex; U2 snRNP. The coding region runs from base 128 to 673 and encodes 181 amino acids. Lineage: Eukaryota; Viridiplantae; Streptophyta; Magnoliopsida; Lamiales; Lamiaceae. The record is from RefSeq and is a predicted model, not a curated record. The transcript has 6 exons.
CAGUUGCCUGUUUUAACUUUUGUAGGUUCUUCAUGAUGCCUUCUUCAAACAUCAGACUAAGCCGAAAUUGACAAAUCACGGUGAUUUGUAUUAUGAGGGGAAGGAAUUUGAGGUGAAACUGCGAGAAAUGAAGCCAGUGACAUUGUCACAUGAGUUAAAAGAGGCUCUAGGCAUGCCUGAUGGUGCCCCCCCACCAUGGCUCAUCAAUAUGCAGAGAUAUGGUCCUCCACCUUCUUAUCCUCAUUUAAAAAUCCCUGGCCUUAAUGCACCAAUCCCCGCUGGAGCUAAAUUUGGCUAUGGGCAUGGAGAAUGGGGCAAACCACCUGUUGAUGAAUAUGGACGUCCCCUCUAUGGAGGUGUUUUCGGCUUUGUGCAACAAGAACAGCCCAAUUAUGAGAAAGAACCAGUUGAUAAGACUAAGCACUGGGGUGACUUGGAGGAGGAGGAGGAGGAAGAGGAAGAGGAAGAAGAAGAAGAGGAGGAGGAGGAACUGAUGGCAGAAGAGGAACUUGAAGAUGGCAUUCAGUCUGUUGACAGCCUUUCAAGCACUCCUACUGGCGUUGAAACCCCUGAUGUUAUUGAUCUUCGAAAGCAGCAGAGGAAGGAACCUGAUAGGCCUCUCUACCAAGUAAUUAUUUUUCUUUUUUCCUUACAUUGUUACACCUUAUUUUGAAGGUUUCUAGAUGAAAAAUCUUUCCAUUUCAGGUAGCUUCUUUGCUUGAUUAUGUAUUUCUUUCUACAUUUUAUGCCUGCUGGAUUAUAGAUUCAUUUCAGGUUCAAGAGAUUCUGCCUGAAGUAUAAAGGUUACAAGUCUAUUGGUGCUAGAAACAUUGUAUGAUAGAUUUUUGUUUUAGCUAUAAGGUUGUUGGUAUUUUCAAUUUUGAAUCGGAAUAUGCAAUGAUGAUGUAUACUUGAUAUUUGGUUCAUUUGUAUAAUAAUGUAUGAAUUUCUUGGAUGAUAUAUAAUAUUGUUAUCGUUGAUUUUA